CUGUGGGGGCUUCUACGUCAUCAUAAUCGUCAUUAUUCCACGGCAGCAUCCAUCAAAUCGCCACCUCAGCAAAGCGACCAAGUUUCGGGCGGCCGACCGGAUCUGUGGCUGCAAGGUUGUCGACGACUGUCAUGGCGGCAAUCACCCGAACCCGUUGGUGGACACCAGCGGUGAGGGAUGGCGUCAAACUGAAGGAAUCCUAUCGGGCCUUUUUGCCCUGUGGAACUCCGCAGCCAGCUGGUGGGUAGCAGCUGUCCAAGCGGAACGCAGCUUUGGUGGUCGCUGAGGCAAAAACUCGAGUGUGGCAGGAGUUCGGUGAGGCCACGGAGAACGACUUCCGGGCGGCUUCGGGGAAAUUCUGGUCCGGCGUCUCAGGAGGGGGAAGCAAUGCACAGACCUCAACUCGGAUGUUAGGAGAUGAUGAAACGUCCUCUGGAGAAGCCGGACUUUUUCCAUGUCUCCGAGCUUUUCGCGGUCAAAGACUUGUUUGAUGCCAGAGUGCACCUUGGCCACAAGAAAGGAUGCAGACACAGGCUAAUGGUUCCUUACGUGUAUGGUUGCCGCUUGGACCAGGACAUCCUGGACCUGGACCAGACGGCGGAGCACCUGCGCCUGGCCCUCAACUUCACGGCGCACGUGGCGUACCGCGGCGGCGUGAUCCUCUUCGUUAGCCGCCGCCGCCAGUUCGGCCACCUGGUGGAGAGCACGGCGCGCGAGUGCGGCGAGUACGCCCACACGCGCUACUGGCAGGGCGGCCUGCUCACCAACGCUCACGUGCAGUACGGCGCCGGCGUGCGCCUGCCCGACCUCCUGAUCUUCCUGAGCACGCUCAACAACGUGUUCCGCUCACACGUGGGCCUGCGCGACGCCGCCAAGAUGAACAUCCCCACGGUGGGCGUGGUGGACUCUAAUUGCAACCCCAGCCUGGUCACGUACCCGGUGCCCGGCAACGACGACACGCCCGUCGCCGUGGAGCUCUACUGCCGCCUCUUCAAGAUGGCCGUCCGGCGCGGUAAGGACAAGAGGAAACAGAUGGAGCUGCUCUACGGCCUGACAGCGCCCACCUCAGCCGACCCGUGACCCCCGGUUAUUUAUUUAUGGUUCAAUAAAAGACACUCAUCAUCAUUCAUGUUUUAUUUUCAUUGUACGUUUAAUACUGAUUAUUAAAAACUAAAUGCAUUUGUUCA
Messenger RNA from Phyllopteryx taeniolatus (common seadragon), 1187 nucleotides. RefSeq names its product mitochondrial ribosomal protein S2 (gene mrps2). Gene Ontology annotation, biological process: translation. Gene Ontology annotation, cellular component: mitochondrial small ribosomal subunit; ribosome. Gene Ontology annotation, molecular function: structural constituent of ribosome. The record is from RefSeq and is a predicted model, not a curated record. NCBI's taxonomy places the organism in Eukaryota, Metazoa, Chordata, Actinopteri, Syngnathiformes, Syngnathidae. The transcript has 4 exons. The coding region runs from base 418 to 1080 and encodes 220 amino acids.